GGGCUGGCGCGGGCGCACUUCGAAAAGCAGCCGCCUUCCAACCUCCGGAAAUCCAAUUUCUUCCACUUCGUGCUGGCGCUCUACGACAGGCAGGGGCAGCCGGUGGAGAUAGAAAGGACCGCUUUCGUGGACUUUGUGGAGAAAGAGAAAGAGCCAAACAACGAGAAAACCAACAACGGCAUCCACUAUAAGCUGCAGCUACUGUACAGUAACGGCGUCAGAACAGAACAGGACUUGUACGUCCGCCUCAUAGAUUCAAUGACCAAACAGGCCAUCGUCUAUGAGGGCCAGGACAAGAACCCGGAGAUGUGCCGCGUCCUGCUGACCCACGAGAUCAUGUGCAGCCGGUGCUGUGACAAGAAAAGCUGUGGCAAUAGAAACGAGACGCCCUCAGAUCCUGUGAUCAUUGACAGAUUCUUUCUAAAGUUCUUCCUCAAGUGCAAUCAGAACUGUUUGAAGAAUGCAGGCAACCCUCGGGACAUGCGGAGAUUCCAGGUUGUUGUAUCGACAACAGUCAACGUGGACGGCCACGUGCUGGCUGUGUCUGACAACAUGUUUGUGCACAACAAUUCCAAACACGGGAGGCGGGCCCGCCGCCUAGACCCGUCAGAAGCCACUCCGUGCAUCAAGGCCAUCAGUCCUAGUGAAGGCUGGACCACGGGGGGCGCCACCGUCAUCAUAAUCGGAGACAACUUCUUUGACGGCUUACAAGUUGUGUUUGGAACUAUGUUGGUGUGGAGUGAGCUGAUAACCCCCCACGCCAUCCGAGUACAGACCCCACCGCGGCACAUCCCUGGAGUUGUUGAAGUUACCCUGUCCUACAAAUCCAAGCAGUUCUGCAAAGGCGCUCCUGGGCGCUUCGUCUACACUGCCCUUAAUGAGCCCACCAUAGAUUAUGGCUUCCAGAGGUUGCAGAAAGUGAUCCCCAGACAUCCAGGCGAUCCUGAAAGGUUACCCAAGGAAGUGUUACUGAAGAGGGCAGCCGACCUUGUAGAAGCCUUGUAUGGGAUGCCUCACAACAACCAGGAGAUCAUCCUGAAACGAGCAGCUGACAUCGCCGAGGCAUUGUACAGCGUCCCCCGCAAUCACAACCAGAUCCCUACCCUGGGCAACACUCCAGCGCAUACCGGCAUGAUGGGUGUGAACUCUUUCAGCAGCCAGCUAGCCGUGAAUGUGUCAGAGACCUCACAAGCCAAUGACCAAGUCGGCUACAGUCGCAAUACAAGCAGCGUGUCCCCGCGAGGCUACGUCCCCAGCAGUACUCCCCAGCAGUCCAAUUACAACACAGUCAGCACUAGCAUGAAUGGAUAUGGAAGUGGCGCCAUGGCCAAUCUAGGGGUCCCUGGCUCGCCUGGAUUUCUUAAUGGCUCCUCCGCUAACUCUCCCUACGGCAUAGUGCCGUCCAGCCCCACCGUGGCAGCCUCUUCGGUCACCCUCCCUUCAAAUUGUAGCAGCACGCACGGCAUUUUCUCAUUCUCACCUGCCAAUGUCAUCUCCGCAGUGAAACAGAAGAGCGCCUUUGCGCCCGUGGUCCGGCCCCAAGCCUCGCCUCCUCCUUCCUGCACCAGCGCCAACGGGAACGGACUGCAAGCUAUGUCUGGGCUGGUAGUCCCGCCCAUGUGAGGGACUCUGUUUACCUUGGCAGCAUCCAACAUCCAAGGACGGACUUCAGGGGACACGUAUAGUAUGUUGAGACAUGCUGGUGGAAAGGCUAUCUUAAGAAAUCAGCAGCAGUUGAAUGCUACAAAAGACGUUUAAAGAUUUUAUUUAAACUAUUAAGAAUCAACAUGCGAACAAACCUCCUUCAUGAACAAUUCCAUUUUAUUGACUGAACUUUUCUCACAUUUCCCAGUCCUGAAGAAAAAGGAAAAACAAAGCGACGCCUAUUUUGUAUAAAGUUUCUGACUCCGUCUUGGCUGUCUAGUGCUAUCUGUGUGGGGAGAAACUUCGUGAAUGCACCAUGUUGAUGCCCAUGAAACACUAAGGGAAAACGCCUCGAAACAUUUUUCUGUACCCAUAUUUAGAUUCACAAUGGUUGUGUAUCUCUAUAAUGUGAAAUAUUUUUUUGUGGUGAAAAGAAGGGGGCCAAGGAGGUAUGAGCCAUUAACUGGAACAGAG
This is a messenger RNA of Nannospalax galili (Upper Galilee mountains blind mole rat), 2118 nucleotides long. It is a transcript of the gene Ebf3, whose product is annotated as EBF transcription factor 3. Lineage: Eukaryota; Metazoa; Chordata; Mammalia; Rodentia; Spalacidae. Gene Ontology annotation, molecular function: RNA polymerase II cis-regulatory region sequence-specific DNA binding; DNA-binding transcription factor activity, RNA polymerase II-specific. The transcript has 15 exons. The coding region runs from base 259 to 1623 and encodes 454 amino acids. The record is from RefSeq and is a predicted model, not a curated record. Gene Ontology annotation, biological process: regulation of transcription by RNA polymerase II.